UGUCAGUGUGAGAAAAACCGCUAUCCGAUCGAGCGACCGAGCGCCGUCGCCGAGCGGUUCUUCAGUUCUGUGUUGUCUGUCGAUUCGGUCGUGUGUGUUGCGUUUCCCGUGCGUACUACAAUCGUCUCGCCUGCGGUGCCCGCGGUUUCCCUCCCUCUCUGACCAUCAUCGUCCAUCUAUAAUUGCCUGCGCCCUUACCAGUAUUAUUCGCUUUUCAAUAGUGGAUUACAGGCUGUAAUUGCAACAAUCAUCGGGAAAUCGAUCAAAAUCGGAACAUUCCGAGUCGGAUUUAGACAGUGUAGUCGCGAACGGGUUCGGAAGAUUUUUGGUUACCCCUCGCCCCCUCCAGAAUCAUUCCAGAAAGUGACACAUCUUCCCGUUUUUUUUUUUGUGUGCGGACGUCGGGCGGUGACUUGCCGAAGAAAUUUUGAGUGUGAAAAUAUUUACCCCGGGAGUGAGAAUUUCGGUGCGUAUUUUUGUGUAACAUCAAAAUCAUCGUGGUUGUGACGCGAAUUAUUCUUGAGGGUCAACGAAAGUGGAAGAAAAAGAAAAGUUUGUCACACAACACUCAGGAUCGCCACGGAGGAGGACGGCUAGUUGUAUAGGGACACCGUGCAGUGACAGUACAGUGAUUGUAAAUUGAAACAAAAAAAAAAAUCAAGCUCCUGUAUUUCGCGUGCUUUUCACCGCAGUCUCGUCGUUCACGUUGUGGUGUUUGGUGUUGUGUGUACUGUGCAGUCGACCGACCAGCCAGGCUGCGACUAAACAAGCAUCAUCAUCGGAGUGUGGCUAAUGGACUAGCUAGUGACUAGUGAUCGCGUGUCGUAAAUCCGCGAGUAAAAGUUCGAAAGCUUUUCCGAUUUUCCGAUAUUUUGGAAGGUGAAUCUGCGGGGCCCACCAGAGGAGGAAGUAGCAGCAGCACCAGCAGUAAAACAAGCCCCGAAUUGCCUUGGGCAGAGGCAGUCGGGCUUAGUGGCAGUGUGCAGUGCAUCGUCGGUUUCUACACAUUUUUUUCGCUGAUUGAACCGUGGCUCCACGGUCUUCCGUGGUGUGACAACGACGGAGUCAACCGCAGGAGCCAAACCGUCACCAACAGUAACAAUCAAUCUGAGCAGCAGCAGCAGCAGCGUUGCAGCAGCACAACGCGGCACCGACAGCACAGACACGGACAACACGGAGCAGCCAACCGACGACGAUGGAGGUAAGCAAUCACACAACUUCGACCCUCAGUCGGAGCAAUAGCCGAACAAGUUCAAAUUCCGAGCUGGAAAAGGAGCUGAUCGAUCUGGAGAUCAGCGGCACCAUCAACAAAUCCAGCACACUCAAAAAACGGAUCUCAAGCAGCCGGACGCCGGCGAAAAAAGCCAAGCGAAUACGGUUCUAUCGGAACGGGGAUAGGUUCUAUUCCGGUAGCAUCAUACCAGUAUCGGGGGAGAGAUAUAGGUCAUUUGAUAGUCUUACAGAGGACCUAACGAGACUGUUAGAAGAUAGUGUAACGCUGACGGGCGCCAUCCGGACAAUUUACACCCUCGAAGGGAAGAAGAUAGAAAAACUCGAAGACCUCGAGGACGGUAAAAGCUAUGUAUGUUCCUGUAAUAAUGAAGGUUUCAAAAAGAUAGAUUACAGCACUACCAAUAAUAGUAAUUCUGCGGCAAAGAAUGUCAAUAGACUGUCUAGACUAAUACGUCCAUUAUCGCCAAUCAAAAAUGGCUCGAACGGAACGACACCUCUCAAAGAAAUUAGCUCCGUUGUACAUCCUAGGCUCGUAACUCUAAUUAGGAACGGCGUGAAGCCUCGUAAGAUUCUUCGGUUGCUGCUAAACAAACGUAACAGUCCGACGUACGACCACGUGCUGCAGGCGAUCACGCAAUGCGUCAAACUGGACACCGGCUGUGUGCGGAAGGUGUUCACCCUGACGGGGGCGCCGGUGCUCAAGUUGGCGGAUUUCUUCGGCGAAGAGGAUGUCUUCUUUGCCUACGGGAACGAACGGGUCGGGAACGACGACUUCGAGCUGGAGCCCGAGGAGCGAAAGACAAUCCAAUCGAACAAGAAAACCCUGCGGAGCAACACGACACGGACGGGACCGAAGCCGAAGAUGCCCAUCAAGAGCCACAACGACACGUUCGUGUGCGUGGACGAAACGCUGCUCAAUGGGGUGGUUUCGCCGGACUCGCUGCCACUGGAACUGCAGAGCAAGUAUACGCUCGGCUCGAUAAUAGGUGAUGGCAACUUCGCGGUGGUACUAAAACUAAAGGAUAGAUCAACAAACGUGGAACAUGCCCUGAAAAUUAUUGACAAAUCGAAAUGCUCAGGCAAGGGUCACUACCUCGCGGCGGAAAUUCGCGUCAUGAAGAAACUGAACCACCCGUACAUCAUCCAGCUGAUACAGGACAUCGAAACGAUGAACAACAUGUAUCUGGUGCUGGAGCUGGUUCGGGGUGGCGAUCUGUUCGACGCCAUUACGAGGGUAACGCGGUUCUCGGAAAACCAGUCAAAGAUCAUGAUGAAGCAUUUGGCAUCUGCGAUGUCGUACAUGCACGCUCUCAGCAUCGUGCAUCGGGAUAUAAAACCGGAAAACUUACUGGUUGAACUAGAUAAAGACGGUAACGUGGUACUACUAAAGUUGGGUGAUUUUGGACUGGCUUGCGAAGUUACCGAACCAUUGCUAUCGGUAUGCGGGACCCCCACCUAUGUGGCGCCGGAGAUCCUUAUGGAAACUGGCUAUGGCGUGAAGAUUGACGUCUGGGCAGCCGGUAUCAUCUUGUACAUCCUGCUGUGCGGUUUUCCACCAUUCGUGUCGCCCGACAAUCAACAGGAGCAGCUGUUCGAUGCCAUCCUAAAUGGAUUCUUUGACUUCCCCGCACCAUACUGGAACAACAUCGGUGACAGCGUGCGGGACCUGAUAAUCAACAUGCUGCAGUCCGAUCCGGAGCUGCGGUUUUCCAGCGAAGACAUUCUCGACCAUCCCUGGCUGACCAGUAACGUGGUGGACGACACGCGAGAUCCCAACGGGUACCGAAUCAUCUCCAAUCUGGUCUAUUAGAUUAGAUUUCGCGCUAUUAGACAACUUUACCCUAACUUUUUGUGUGUGUGUACCGUUUGCGUUAUGAGUGAGAGAGAUUUGGAAUGAGCCCUGUCGCAUGGAAGACAAUUUCAAGUGGAAGAACCUAUCCUUAUUACCAUUAGCGAAUCUACUUGUGUAAAUCACAAUCUGCAAAUUUUACGUUUGUUUUAGAUAGUCACCAAAAUUUCUGUGAUGAUUAAGUUGCAUUAGUUUGCACAAAACAGAACGCCUAUUUUCUCCUAUAUUUCACCAACACCUAACUGCAAGUAUUUCUUUAUUAGUUCACUAGUGUGUGAUGGAUCAUCCUAAAUGUGAAAUCACCGCUGCUGCACUAUUAAUAACCCUAGCACUAUUUAUCAGAAGGAGAUAUUGUACAUAGCAUGAUUAAAAUAGUCAUUUCUUUUAUACCUCUCGUUUUUCUUCCAAUCUCUAUUCCAUAUCAGUACCGCAUGAGAUAGCAGGCGAAGAGGCAGUGAUGUUUAUGGAUGAAGAUACUCUUUAAGACGAUACGGAAAAUUAAUUAAAAUCAAGAAAACGCCAAAAAAGUGAGUUAUUGUGGGCACAUGAACUGUAUAUGUUUAAAGGUGAAAGCUAAAGGUCGUGAUCCGCGAGCGAACGAGUGUGUUGUGAACUUCUAUCACGUUGGCAUAGGAAGAGCGUUUGCCUUGUCGAAUCAUCCUGUACAUAGGUAUUUUAAGGUAUUUAUAUGAAGUGAACACAUUGAACCACUACCCGGACUUAAAAAGCUACUAUCACACAGUAAGAUACCAGAAAAUGUACUAUCUUGUACCCUAGUACUUCAUUUAAAUUAACCGAAAAUUAUCAUCACGGGAAACCUUCACCACACAGAGCGCUCAGCAACCCAGAAAGUAUAUAUUUGUUCGUUCGUUGUAAUUAUUGCUGUUGAGGCAAUUGCAGACUUUUAUUCAUUUGAAUAAUUUAAGCAUGCUUAUUUAUUAGGUACUAGGUUGAUGUUAGCUCAAUUUAUGUGUUGACCGUGGCGAAGUACAGCCAGAAAAAAUGAGAAAAAUGAAAAAUUGCAAUCCGUUCGAGUCUAGUUGUUUUAGUUAAACGUAUUUCAAAGGACUAUUGUGUACAUUUAGUUUAUGUUUUCCUGUAGGCUGUCUAGUUUCCAUUUGGUACUAUUAAUUUAUUUCCAGCUUUAGUUUUCCUGAAGUAUCAGUAACACACACGCAAAAAUAUGAUACUCGUUUUGUUUGUGAAAGUCAUUUUCAAUUGGAGCACGCGUUAGAAGUUUUCUUUCUUUUUUUCCUUUUUUGGUUAAGUUUGUUCUGUUAAGCAGUAGACGAGGUAGAAACCAACAAUCACAGUCGAAUAUGAAAGCAUUCAUGUGUACAGAAGCAAAUAGGUAUGAAAUUACGUGAUCCAGACGUGCAAGAGGAAUGAUUGAUUAUUCUGGAUUGAAAUACAUGAAUAUACCCAGUAUACUGAA
Molecule: messenger RNA, 4517 nt
Organism: Aedes albopictus (Asian tiger mosquito)
Lineage: Eukaryota; Metazoa; Arthropoda; Insecta; Diptera; Culicidae
Product: serine/threonine-protein kinase GL21140
Exons: 10
Coding region: 1196-3043 (615 amino acids)
Biological process (GO): protein phosphorylation; intracellular signal transduction
Molecular function (GO): protein kinase activity; ATP binding
Source: RefSeq, a predicted model, not a curated record